CACAGAAAGAACGAAUUGUCCUCAGCCAAAAGCCUCAAACUUUGCACAAUUCUCUCAUCAAUGACUUCCACCAACAAAGACAAGACCAGCACCAAUGAAACAACCGCAACCGCCACCGCCACCGCCGUAUCUUCUUCUCCGGUCUUCAUAUCCACCGAGAGCUUAUGCAGCAUCCUCACCCAUCACACACUCAUGAAUCACUUGCAAUCCACUCUCCCCAAAGUCUCAACCUUUCUCCAAACCCCAAUUCGCCAACACUAUGCUAUCUCUCCUUCUUCCUCCCUCCUCAUCAUGCCUUCUUGGUCAUCUUCCCCUUCUUUCCCUUACAUUGGCGUUAAGCUUGUAACCCAUUUCCCUCAAAACUCUGCACUCAACUUACCAGGUGUGCAGGGAAGCUAUGUGCUCUUCAAUUCCACAACUGGCCAAACCCUUGCUUCCAUGGACUCCACUGAACUCACCCUUUAUCGAACCUCGUGUGUCUCUGGCUUGGCUUCCAAAUAUUUAGCCAGAGAUGACAGUGAGGUCCUUGUCAUGGUUGGUGCUGGUGCCCUAGCACCCCAUUUGAUCAGGGCCCAUCUUUCAGCCAGACCCAGUUUGAGAAAAGUCAUAAUCUGGAAUAGAACAGUGGAAAAGGCAACAACUUUGGCAUUAAAACUGAGAGAAAGUGAUGAAUUUGCAGGGUUGAGCUUUGUGGGUAGUGGGUGUUUGGAUGAGGUUGCUGGACUUGGGGACAUAGUGAGUUGUGCCACCAAUUCUGAGACACCUAUUGUGAAGGGGGAGAGGUUGAAGGCUGGUGCUCAUUUGGAUUUGGUGGGUUCCUUCAAGCAUUCAAUGAAGGAAUGUGAUGAUGAGGCCAUAAGAAGGGGGAAAGUGUUUGUGGACAAUGAGGCUGCGCUGGUAGAAGCUGGGGAACUGGUGGGUGCUUUUGACAGAGGAGUGAUCAAGAAAGAUGAAAUUGGAGGAAAUUUGGUGGAACUUGUUAGAGGUGACAAGGUUGGGAGAAGCAAUUUAGAGCAAAUAACUGUGUUCAAGUCUGUUGGUUCUGCUGUUGUAGAUAUGCUCGCAGCACAAUUGGUUUAUGAGACUUACACAAGGAGCUAGGUACUAUACUGAGUGUAGCUUAUAUUAAAUAGUUCAGUAAGAUUUAUGAAGUUAUUAUUGAUGAGAUUAAGGAGUUACUUACAUAAAGGAAUUAAGUGCUUAUGCAACUUCUGAUCUGGACUGUAAGUGUAAAAGUUUGGCAAAAUCUGUGACUGAUAAUAGCUUUUAAGUCUUAUAAUGAAGUCUCUAGU
Gastrolobium bilobum is the source of this 1292-nucleotide messenger RNA. RefSeq names its product protein SAR DEFICIENT 4. NCBI's taxonomy places the organism in Eukaryota, Viridiplantae, Streptophyta, Magnoliopsida, Fabales, Fabaceae. Gene Ontology annotation, cellular component: cytoplasm. Bases 61 to 1101 code for a protein of 346 amino acids. The record is from RefSeq and is a predicted model, not a curated record. The transcript has a single exon.